Molecule: messenger RNA, 1513 nt
Organism: Solanum tuberosum (potato)
Lineage: Eukaryota; Viridiplantae; Streptophyta; Magnoliopsida; Solanales; Solanaceae
Exons: 2
Coding region: 250-810 (186 amino acids)
Source: RefSeq, a predicted model, not a curated record
UAGUUUGUUAUGCAAUUUGAAACUUAUCCAUUACUAGGAUAGACAACCGUACAAUAAUAUUCUUUUAUGUAUUUGUCUUGUAGCCAAAUAAUCUUGUAUAAAUAUAUUAAAUUGGAAUGAGAAAGGCAUCAGAAAAUUUCCACAUUUCAAGAUUUCCUUCUUUCAUAAUUCUACAUGGUAUCAGAGCAAAGGUAGAGCUCACAACCAAAUCCUUUCAUCCUUCUUCACUUUCACUUCCCUUCAAUCCAAAUGGUUGAAACAGAGGAUAACACCACUGCUACAGUUGCAGCAACCUCUAGGAAUGGAGGCUCUGUGGUGAUAGAUCAAACCAACCCUUUUUUUCUUCAUGCUUCAGAUUCACCAGGGAUGACUCUUGUCCACACCACCUUAGAUGGAAAUGGCUAUGGGGCAUGGAGAAGAUCCAUGCUCAUAGCUCUCUCAGCCAAAAAUAAGUUGGGAUACAUUGAAGGUUCUUCUCUUGUCCCUGCUCCAGAAUCAACUGAUUUCAAGCUAUGGAGUAGGUGUAAUGACAUAGUCACUUCUUGGCUAUUGAACUCCCUCUCAAAAGAGAUAGCUGGGAGUGUGAUCUAUUCUAAAUCUGCCAAGGAACUCUGGAAAGACCUUGAGGAUAGGUUUGGUCAGCUUAAUGGAGCAAUGCUCUAUCACCUGCAAAAACAACUUGCUGAUUUAGUGCAAGGUUCAUCAGAUAUUGCAGGUUAUUACACCAAAAUGAAGAAGACGUGGGAUGAACUUGACCCUUUGUACUCAAAAGUGACCUGUUCUUGCAACUGCAGCUGUGGAGGAAAAUAAAAGAUGAACAAGUCAUUGCAGGAUGAGAGGUUAGUUCACUUCCUUAUGGGACUGACUGAUGUGUAUGCCCUAAGAAGAAGCAACAUUCUGAUGAUGACACCUCUGCCCAGUGUCAACCUUGCUUAUUAUCUGUUGAUGCAAGAUGAGAGGCAAAGAGAAAGCUCCAUGAACACUAAAUUUCCUGGUAACUCUAUGUCUUUCUUGGCAGCACAACACUACCCUAUGGGGCAGAUGUCUCCUAACUCUGAUUGUAAGGGUAAGAAAAACAAUCUGAUGUGCUCAAACUGUAAAAAACCAGGACACACUAUAGAUAAAUACUACAGAAUCAUAAGUUUCCAUCUGAUUCCAAGUUUACCAAGUCCAGUAAAACUCAAGGUCUUGUCAAAUCUAAUGCAGUUGUCACAGCUUCUGGACAAACAAGCAAUGAGGGAUAUCAGGGAGGAAGAAGCUCUAUUUCUCAAGAUCAAAUGAUGCAUCUCAUGCAAUUUUUCCAGAAUAUGCAAGGUGUUGGUCAGGGUGGUUCAACAUCAAAUGUCAAUGCAAAUCUUGUUCAAUGUGCUGGACCCUUCAGUGAAGACCCCUCUGGUUCUUGGUGAAGCUAAGGAUGGAGUCUAUAUUUUGAAUUCUUCUAUCAACCAUUCCAAGAGUUUCUUUAAGUCUAGUUUCUCUAGUAUUUUGCCUAAACAAUGUAUUUUAAUUUUUA